UUCUCCUCCACCUCCUAUUCAGGUCCCCGGCUACCCAUUAAUAUCCUCCCCACCUCCAUCGCACACCCCAACAAGCUCUCUCCGCCAUCGGAGACCAACUAAGAUACAGGUCGAGUGGAAGCUAAACACAGUACUACUGAGCAAGCAUGCCGUCUCCGAGGUUCUUCUCCGUCCACGAGGCCCGGCGCCACCACUUCUUGGGCUCCUGCUACCUCUGCAAGAAGCCCAUCGCCGAGAACAAAGACGUCUUCAUGUACAGAGGGGACACUCCCUUUUGCAGCAAGGAGUGCCGGUGGGAGCAGAUGGACAUGGAUGAAGCUCUGGAGAACGAGUCCAAGAAGCAGUCGUUCGCCAUGAAGGGCAAGCCGAGCUUGACCAUCCCUUCCAACUGCGACAAGAAAAGCUUCAAGGCCGACGCUGCUGCCGUUGUUGCCGGCUAAUACAACCUUAAUUACCAGACGAUGGCAACAACUUCCUCCUCCUCGGAUUCAAGUUUCAGUACGUAGUUCUGCGAGAAGCUUGCUGAACGACAGAAUCCAAACAAAGAAACCCUGGGAAAGAGAGAGAGAGAGGGAGAGAGAGAGGCUAAGAGCAGGAGAAUACGAAAGAUGAGAGGAUUUCUUGCUCGAUGUACAGAAGAAGAGAUGUAGAUUUUGGUAUCCAUAUGUGCAAGAUUUUGCCCUUCCCCAGUUUUCUUCUGUCAAAUCUUGCUUGAAAGGAUAAUAAGAAGGACAAAUCGUCGGCUUGUUUGA
Messenger RNA from Musa acuminata AAA Group (dessert banana), 752 nucleotides. Its product is annotated as FCS-Like Zinc finger 1. The record is from RefSeq and is a predicted model, not a curated record. The transcript has 2 exons. Lineage: Eukaryota; Viridiplantae; Streptophyta; Magnoliopsida; Zingiberales; Musaceae. Bases 147 to 440 code for a protein of 97 amino acids.